Messenger RNA from Sardina pilchardus (European sardine), 1615 nucleotides. RefSeq names its product DET1- and DDB1-associated protein 1. The record is from RefSeq and is a predicted model, not a curated record. Bases 223 to 531 code for a protein of 102 amino acids. NCBI's taxonomy places the organism in Eukaryota, Metazoa, Chordata, Actinopteri, Clupeiformes, Clupeidae. Gene Ontology annotation, biological process: positive regulation of proteasomal ubiquitin-dependent protein catabolic process. Gene Ontology annotation, cellular component: Cul4-RING E3 ubiquitin ligase complex. The transcript has 5 exons.
UUGAAGUUAGCAUGUUGACUGUUCUGUAUGUGGCUACUAUCUAACGUUAUCGAUAGCAUGCUUUGGCAUAGCUUUCUAGAUGAGUAGUUGGAUUGCAAGUAGUAUUCAGCAAAUAUUUGAAGUUAGGGACAUCCUUGUGGCCUUAAAAACACUGUUGUGUGUGGUGGCAUCAACCUUGGGAGAGACUACAUUUCAUUAUCUGGACAUAAGCAAAGAACCAAGAUGGACAAGGCAGAUUUUUUGAAGGGUCUUCCCGUGUACAACAAAACCAACUUCAGCAGGUUUCAUGCAGACUCUGUGUGCAAGGCAUCGAAUAGAAGACCAUCUGUCUAUCUUCCAACAAGGGAAUACCCUUCAGAACAAAUUAUUGUGACAGAAAAAACGAAUAUCCUCUUGCGCUACCUUCACCAGCAGUGGGAUAAAAAGAAUGCUGCCAAGAAACGGGAACAGGAGCAAGGAGAGACAGGAAGCCCACCACCGCCCCGAAAAAUCGCCCGGACCGACAGCCAGGAUAUGAAUGAGGAUUCAUAGAUACGACUGGAAUUGGAGACACUACUUGGUCGGAGUACAUGAGAACUGAUGGAACUGUGGGAGGGCAGGCACAAAAGAACGAUCCAGCUCUAUGGUCCAGUAUAGGUGCCUGAACACUGAACUGCUGCACAAUAGAGGAGCAGGAAUUUUGGAGAUGAAAUGACAACAGGAUAUCUAUUUUUUAAGUUGUAUUUUUUUCCCCCUUUGUUGUUGUUGUUGUUGUUACUUUUACAAAGAGCUUCCCGUCAGGCUCAGUGUGUCCUUUCUCAGCUUAACUGCCCAGUCUUGAGCACAUGGUGGCGCUAUAUGAUUAUAUUUUCACUGCCAGUUAUGUAGUAGACCCAUGGAGACACUGUGAACUGCCAAGUAGUUAGUCUUUAGGGGAAGUCUGCACAACGUGUUGACCCUUUACCAUGCAUAUUUUUACUGUGUGUUGGGAGUUUUGUUAGUAGUUCUUGCAGCAUUUUACUUUUUGACACAGGUGGAUCCCCUGGCGUACAGAGUCAUUAGUGGAGGAUCCCAUCUCAAGUGCAAAUUCAUAAAUCCAUUCAUGUUGGUGCAUGUCUAUCUAGAAUGGGAUAGAUGUAUUAUGUUGUUGAAAGUGUUCUUGUUUGUGAUUUUUUUUUUUUUAUCUGCACAGUGCACAUACCAGGAUUUACAUUAUGUUUUUGUAAAGGUAUUAUGUUUUACAUUUCUUUGUUACAAGGGAUAAAAAAAAAGGUAUUCAGUUACCCUCCACCUCAUGACAGUAGUGAUGUGUUCGACAGGAGAAGUAAGACAGUAUUAUUUAUCUGUCCCUGCUCAUUUUUAUAAAAGUUAAAGGUGUAUGCACAUUUGGUGCAAAGUUGCAGUGACCAUUUCAUAGGACUCAUGUCACAGUAAGAUGUUUAUGGUCAAAUGUGAGGGGUCACCAAACAACCGGUUAGAAAGUUUUCCCCCUCACUUCAAACUACAUUUUUGUGGUGUAUGAAUGUGGUCCACAAAAAUUGAAGUCAUAUCUGUUGCAGCUAUGAUUUUUCUCCAACGUUGUAUGGUGAACAUGGAGGUAUUUGUUUUCAUAAAGAAGCAUAUGGUGGGCAAGAUA